AGGAGCCGGAUGCCACCAUAAGAGAAGGUGCAACUGACCCUGAAUUCUUUCAUCAGAGGUUUCGGAAUUUCCUCUACGUGGAAUUUGUUGGGCCUCGGAAGACGCUGUUCAAACUCCGAAACCUCUGCCUCGAUUGGUUGCAGCCGGAGACUCGCACCAAGGAGGAGAUUAUCGAGCUCUUGGUCCUUGAGCAGUACCUGACCAUCCUUCCAGAAAAGAUAAAGCCUUGGGUGCGGGCAAAAAAGCCAGAGAACUGUGAGAAGCUAGUUACUCUGCUGGAAAAUUACAAGGGGAUGUAUGAGCCAGGAGACGACAACAGUGACCUCCGCAGCGAAGACAGCAUGAGCCGGAAGGGAGCAGAGUCCCCGCCACCACGCUCCGCCUCUUCUUUCUGCAGUGACCGGGACCGGGAAUGGGACCAGGACUGGGACCGGGACCGGAAUCGGGAUUGGGAGCUAGAUUGGGACCGGGAGCGGGAGCGGAGAGGCAGAAGCAGAGACCUGGAGUCUCGAGACCGCUGGCCAUACACCAGGAAUCCCAGAAACAGACUUCCUCAACGGGAUCUUUCCCUUCCUCUGAUGGAGAAAACAACUUUUGCGAUGGAAAGAGAGCGCAAGCGUAGGGACUCCGUGAUGGAUUAUGAGUCAAGAUCCCAGGAUGCAGUGUCAUACCAGGACGUUGUGAACCUGACUGAGGACAGGAAACCUCAGAACCCGAUUCAGGACAACAUGGAGAACUAUAGGAAGCUGCUCUCUCUGGGGGUUCAGCUUGCCGAAGACGAUGGCCACUCCCACAUGACACAAGGCCAUUCAUCGAGGUCAAAGAGAAGUAGUGCCUACCCGAGCACCAGUCGAGGUCUGAAAACCAUGCCUGAAACCAAAAAGUCAACCCAUCGGCGGGGAAUUUGUGAAGAUGAAUCUUCCCACGGGGUGAUAAUGGAAAAAUUCAUCAAGGAUGUUUCACGCAACUCCAAAUCGGGACGGGCCAGGGAAUCUAAUGAUCGGUCACAGAGGUUCCCCAGAAGACCAGACAAUGAUUGGAAAGAAGUUUCAUUCAACAAGAGGGAGUCGGUGAUUCAGGAGAGGGGCUAUGAAGGGAAUGCCUUUGCGGGAAGCUAUAAUUUUAACUCGAGUCUUGUUUCCAAAAAGAGAGUUCUUGAAAGAAAAAGGCGCUAUCAGUUUGACACAGAUGGGAAGGGCUCCGUUCAUGAGCAGAAAGGCUAUGCAAGGAAGAGACCUUUUGAAUGUAGUGAAAUGAGAAAAGCCAUGAGCAUGAGCAGCCUUAGCGCCCCCUCCUUCACUGAGUCACACCCACUUGAUUUUGGGGCAAUGCCUUAUGUGUGUGAUGAGUGUGGGAGGUCUUUCAGUGUGAUUUCAGAAUUUGUCGAACAUCAGAUCAUGCAUACUAGAGAGAAUCUCUAUGAGUAUGGUGAAUCGUUUAUUCAUAGUGUGGCUGUCAGUGAGGUUCAGAAAAGUCAGGCUGGGGGGAAACGCUUUGAAUGUAAAGAGUGUGGGGAAACCUUCAAUAAGAGUGCCGCUCUUGCCGAACAUCGGAAAAUUCAUUCUAGAGAGCAUCUUGCAGAAUGUAAUGAUGAGGAGUAUGAGGAGCCCUUCAUGCCUAGCCCAACCUUCAGUGAGCUUCAGAAAAUAUAUGGAAAGGAUAAAUUCUAUGAAUGUAAGGUGUGUAAGGAAACCUUCCUUCAUAGUUCUGCCCUGAUUGACCACCAGAAAACCCAUGGUAGAGAUGACAAAGAUAAUGAGCGUGGGGAAGCCUUUAAACCCAGCCCACCCCUUAAUGAGGUUCAGAAAAUGUAUGGUAAAGAGAAAAUGUAUGAAUGUAAGGUGUGCGGGGAGACCUUCCAUCAUAGCUCAUCCCUGAAAGAACAUCAGAAGAUCCAUACUAGAGGAAACCUAUUUGAAAAUAAGGGUAAAAUGUGUGAGGAAACCUUUAUUCCUGGUCAGUCCCUUAAAAGGCGUCAGAAAUCUUACUCAAAAGAGAAGCUCUAUGACUUUAAAGAUGGUGGGGAUGCCUUUAGGCAAAGCUCAGACCUCAGUGAGCAUCAGAAAAUUCAUUCUCGAAAGAACCACUAUGAAGGCAGAGGUACGUACGAGAAGUCUGUCAUUCAUAGCGUGCCCUUCACUGAAUCUCAGAAGAGUCAUACUAUAACAAGACCACCUGAAAACGAGGACGAGAAGGCGUUCACCAUCAGCUCUAACCCUGAUGACAACCAGAAGAUUCCUACUAAAGAAAAUGUGUGUGAGAGGAAACCAUAUGAGAGGUCUGUUAUUCAUAGCUUAGCCUUUGCUAAAGCUCAGAAAAGUCACAGUGCAGUGGGGCCCAGUAAAUCACAAGUGAUUGCAGAGUCUACCCAGACCUCAAGUGUUAUCGAACAUCAGAAAGUCCAUGCCGGAGAGAAUUCCGAAGGAAAGAAAUAUGAGAGGUCUGUUAUCCAUAGCUUAGCUGCUUUCAAACCUCCCAAAAAUUACAAUGGAAAUGAAGUCGUUGCAUGUGAUGAAAAGGGAGAAUCCUCUACUUACAUCUCAGACCUUCGUGAUAAGCAACAGAAAACUCCUGCCAGAGAGAACCCUUAUGAAGGGGCCAAGAGUAACAACUACAAGGACUCCGUUAUACAAAGUGUAUCCCGUAUCGAACCUCAGAAAAGUCUUACUAGUGCCGGGUCCAGUGAAUCGUCUGUUCCCAGCUCAAAUGUCCGCGAACAUCAGAAGGCUCGUGCUAAGAAAAAAAACAUUGAGCGUAGGAACUAUGAGACCUCUGUAAUUCACUCCCUACGUUUUGGCGAACCUCAUACAUUUCGCCCUAGAGAGAAAUUCUAUGAAUGUCCAGAGUGUGGAGAAUCCUUUGUUCGUAGCUCCGACCUCACUGAGCAUCAGAAGAUUCACGAUAGAAAGAAGCCCUCUGGAAGUAAAAACUAUGAAAGAUCUGUAAUUCGCAGCUUAGCCUCUACUGACCCUCAGACAAAGCAAGCACAGACGAGUUAUGCUCAACAGCAAGUGCGCAAUAAAUGUAAAGAGUGUGGGGAAUGCUUUGCCACCAUUGAAGAGCUUGGUGCACAUCAGAAAAUCUAUGCCCGAGAAGAAUUCCAUGGUCGGAAGCUCUUUGGAAACUCUGUUAUUCAGGGCACAGGCCUUAAUGGGCCUCGGCAGGUAGAGCCUCGGCAGGAAGAGCCUCGGCAGGAUGAGCCAGAUGAACAGGACGAGCAGGAUGAGCAGGAUGAGCCUGAAGACACAAUCUAUGGAUGUAAGGAUUGUGGGCUGGGCUUUGCAGAUCGUGCAGACCUUAAGGAUCAUCAGAAGGUUCAUGGCAGAGAGUAUCUCAUCGACAGUCGUGAGUACACACAUUCUGUAAUCCAUACCCAUUCUGUCAGUGAAUAUCAGAAAGAUUAUAUUGGAGAGCAGCUCUAUGAAUGCCCUGCAUGUGGGGAAUCUUUUGUUCAUAGCUCAUUCCUUUUUGAGCAUCAGAAAAUCCAUGAGCAAGAUCAAUUCUUUGGCCAUAGAAGGUAUGAGGAGCCUUUUAUGCAACCCUUGGUCAUUAACCCACGGAGGCCUCGUGCCCCACAGAAGAAUCCUCCUGCAGGAACAUCCCUUCAAUGCCACGUGUGUGGACAAGACUUCAUUCAUGGCUCUGUCCUUAGUGAACAUAUGAGAAUUCAUACUGGAGAGGAUUUACCGGAGCAGGGCCAGGGAAGUGAAGAUGCAGUCAGUCCAGGCUUAGCCCUUACUGAGUUUCAGAGAAGUCAAACCGAAGAGAAACACUAUGAAUGUAAAACAUGUGGAGAAUCCUUCCUCAAUCAGUCAGACCUUAGGGAGCACAUGAGAAUUCAUGAGAAAGAUGAGCCCUAUGAUUAUGGGGCCUCCUUCGUUCACACCUCAUUUCUUACUGAGCCCCCUAAAAGAGAUUCACCAUUCUAUGAAUGCAAGGACUGUGGGAAGUCCUUCAUUCAUAACACAGUUCUCACUAAACAUCAGAAGCUUCAUCUUGAAGAGGAAGAAGAAGAAGGAGCCCAGGAGGUUGAAGCCAAUGUGCUUGUUCCACGAGAAGUUCUUCGGAUCCAGGGAUCAAACGUAGAAGCUGCUGAGCCAGAGGUGGAGGCUGCUGAGCCAGAGGUGGAGGCUGCUGAGCCUAAUGUGGAGGCUGCUGAGCCCAAUGGAGAGGCCGAAGGGCCAGAUGGGGAGGCUGCGGAGCCAAAUGGGGAGGCUGAACAGCCCAACGGCGAGGCUGAACAGCCCAAUGGAGAUGCUGAUGAACCAGAUGGUGCAGGGAUAGAAGACCCAGAAGAAAGAGUUGAAGAGCCAGAGGGAAAGGCUGAAGAGCCAGAGGGAGAUGCUGAUGAGCCAGAUGGGGCAGGGAUCGAAGACCCAGAAGAAGAAGGUGAAGAUCAAGAGAUUCAGGUUGAAGAACCAUACUAUGACUGUAGGGAAUGUGGAGAAACCUUCACUUCCAACUCAGCUUAUGGUGAGCACCUGAAAACCCAUGCCAGGGUGAUAAUAUUUGAGCCUGGAAAUGUCUAUGGGGAAAGCUCACGCUACACUGAACAUGCCAGCACCAGCACUAGUGGCAAUGAUAGGGCUGAUGACAAGUACUUCAAAUGUGAUGUCUGUGGGCAGCUUUUCAGUGAUCGCCUUUCCCUUGCUAGACACCAGAAUACUCAUACCGGCUGAGAACACGAGUAUAAAGUUUAGAAAACCUUCAUUUAGAACUUGACCCCUACUAAACCAGAGACUUCAACCCAUAAUAAUGUCAGAAGAAAACUUAACUUGGCAUGUACGCACCUGACUUUUAAUAUCAGACAACUCAGACUAAAAGGAGACCGAAGGUGGAAACUCCUUUGGUUUUAGCUCUCCUCCAUCACACAUCAGUGUAUGCAUGUGGGAAAGCUAUAGCACAUACCUUUCAUCUGAGUAAUCUAUUGAGGGAAAAUCCCAGAAGUUUUUGAGAUUGCAGAAAUUGCCCAGUCAAAUGUAAAUGACACUUCUAUAACCUAUAUAUAAUGUUCCCUGCAAUGUAUAUAAAAUAGCAUAUCAUAGCAAAACAGUAAUCACAUAUAUUUGGAUUUGAUAUGAUAUACAGUUACAGUUUACUGUGCAGAAGUACCUUACCUGGUACUCUGAUUUUUUUUUUUUUUUCUUUUUUGGAGGAGGAAGAGAGCAACAAAUUAGAAUAUAUUUCUAAGUAUCUUAGAUUCUGAGAAAGACUUAUUGUGCAUUAUUUGAACCCCAUCAGUAUCGUUUUGAGUAAUUGUGUAUUGUUCCUUACCCUUAAGUAUUCCUGUAAAAGUGUAAGCAUGAAAGGUAAAAUGUCUUUUAUUCUUUGCUGUUUGAAAAGAGAAGUACUUGGAACUUCCUUUUCAGCCUUUUUGUCUACACCAACACUUUGGAACCUAAUGCUGUGUAAGCCUUUACAAUAUGUGGAUUGGCCUUUUGUGACCCAAAGUGGUCGGUUGCCACAUUGUACCUUGCAGUGAUUCUCAUGCAAAAAUAUUACAAGUUUUUUUUUUUUUUAACCAACUUGAUGUGUGUUUGAUAGUGAAUUUAUAAAAGCUGAAGCUUUUCCCUAUAAAUCUUAUGCUUUUGCCUUUAAAGAGUGGGUUGUAACCAUCACUAGAUCACAGUAGUGCCUACUGAUGAUUGAGAACCAGAGGGAGAGGCUUUCAUGUUGUAAAUAAGGAUGCAGGCUUACAAUUUCCAUCACUUCCUUUGUGCGCUUCCUGCCUUAAGUGACAAGUAGCAGCGUGGCUUCAUUAGUAUUAAACGGCCACAAAUCAGUUUGCACCCUGGGUGCCCAGGAGCUAGUAUCCUUAGAGCUUUCUAUCACUUAAUUCUCGUCUUCACCUGUCUGACCCUCCACCCCAUGUCUAACUUGCAUUUUAAAAAUUUUAAAAAAGCUUUCUUUACAGUCAACUUAAGCUUAACAUGGACUCAGGUUCCCCAGCAGCCUUAAUUUGUUUCCUUACCAUCUGUUCCUCCCUCUUUCAGCCCUUCUAAGUAUUUCCGAGCUAUCCAUUAGUGUCACGUUUGUCCGAUCACCUCAGUUUUCCACUUAAUCACAAAUUGACCUCAUAGCUUGAGGUUUCCUGUGUCCUGUUCUGUGGACCACCUGUGUUCCUUUUGCUUCCCCUCCUCUUGCAUAACGACUAUUAAAUUUUUUGGCUUUGAGUUGGCUGGAAAAAAAAAAUUAAAAAAAAAAUUUAAAGUGGAUCUGUAGAUUAAGUGAGCAAAAGAUAACAGCAGAUAAUUUGAGCAAGCAAAAUUAAUAUACCUGCUGGGGGAAUGUGUCUAAAUCUCACUCUCCUAGAUCCGCAUGGUUGGGGCUUGGAGAGUGUAUGUCAGAGCUGCAGGGAAUGCCAAAGUCGAGGGAGGUUGUACUGUUGAAAGCAUGAAGCAGAAAUGAGGAAGCCAAAGAAGGGAGUCCUAAUAUAUCACCAGAUCUAGGAGGCUAGGAAGCAGACAGAAGGAAAUAUGGGAAGCAAGGCUUAGAAGACCAGGUUGGUAGGAAUGAAUUGAGCAGGAAGUCCUGGGCAGUUAAGAAGGGGCCUUUUCGGUGUAGGUGAGGGCCAGCUGCAUAGAAAGACCUGAGGUUGGAAUGAACAUUCAAGGAGCAUUGAGGCCCCACAUCACAGGAGGACCUUUUAGAUGGGAACCAGCAUUGAUGUUAUUGGGGUGAAUUUGGGUUUAUCACUGUUGGCAGUAUUAAACAACUUGCCAAACCCAUUGCCAAGGUGCCCAUUCCAACCUUAUGUUAGUGAAAAAUUAGGAACAACGUAAAUGCCAAACAGUACGAGAAUGAUUACAUGAAGGUAUCCAUGGACUGUCAUGCAGCUGUUUAAAAAUGAUAAUCAUGAAGAGUUAUGUAGCAACAUGGAAAUAUAUUUACGGAAUAUUGAGUGGAAAAAGCAGGACACAGAAUUAUAUUUAUAUUACAGUUAUAACUGAUUAAAAAUGUAUGCUUAUAGUCAAAAGCUGUUGUGUUGUUGUUGUUGUAGGCUUAUAGUUGAGCAUUAUUUUCUUAAAUUCUUUGAAUGUUCUUUAUGGUAGUGUUACUAAAAAGUUUAUAAUCACAUUUCCAUUGUGAACAUAAUUUGAACUCAUUAUCAGACACUUGGAAAAUACAGAAAAGUGGAGGAAAAAAAUCCAUAUUCCAACCAUCCAAAGACAGAUAUACUCUUCAACAUCUUGUUUAUUGUUUCUGUGCACAGGUUUAUGAUUAUAACUGUGUCAAAAUGUGUAUUCAAAAUAGCUGUUAUGUUAUCUUUGUGGAAUAAUGGUUAAAUACUUUCAUCUUAAUGUCUUCAAAUGUUCCUUAUAAUAGUGUUCUGCUAACAAAGUUUAUUAUGUUUUUUUACAUUACAAGCAUAAUACAUACCCAGAGGAAAAAUUGGAAAAUACACUAAAUUAGAAAAGAGAAGAAAGUCACCCAUAUUCCCAACACACAACAACUACUGUUAACAUCUUGAUCUGUUUCCUCCAUCUUGUUUUAGUGCACAAGCCUGUGAUUAUAAUGGUGUUAAAUAUGUAUGCAUAAAGUCUAAAAUGAAAAAAAAUAUGGAAAAUAAUUAAAAUAGUGUUGUCAUUGUGGGAUUAUGGUUAAAUAUAUUGUCUCAAAUUCCUUGAAUGACCUUUGGUGUUUUGGUAUUAAAUAUUAUGUAUGUAUUUCUCCAUUACAAAUAUAAUACAUACUCAUAGCAAACUUUGGAAAAUUCAGUAAACUAGAAGAAAAGAAAUUCACCCAUACUCCCAACACCCAGCAACAAUUGCUGUUAACAUCUUGAUCUGUGCACCAGUCUAUGAUAAUUAGGGUGUUAAUGAUUAAGUAUAUAUAGAGUCAAAGAUGGGAAGAAAUAUGGAAGACAGUUAAAUAGUUGUGUGGUUGUUGUGGGAUUAUGGUUAAAUAUUUUGGUUUCCUCGAAUGGUCUUUAUCAUAGUGUUUGGUAAUCCACCUUUAUCGCAUAUAUUUCCAUUAUAAACACUGUAUGUGUUCUUUAUAGAAACUUUGAAGUUGCAGAAAUGUAGAAGAGAAACUCGCCCAUAUUUUCACCAUCCAAAGACUGUGGUUAACAUCUUGAUAUAUUUUCUUCAUCUUGUUUCUGUGCACAGGUUUUUGGUUUGAUAAUAUGGUUGUGGUUGUUCUAUCUAUCUGUAAUAGUGUCAACAAUAAAAAUAAAGUUAAAAAUAAGAUAUUUGUCAGUCUCUUCUUUUGUCCAUUUUAAGUGUUUGGGGUUGGUAAAUGCAGUUUUUUGUUACAACUAGAAAGCCAAAAGCUUAGUG
Messenger RNA from Neomonachus schauinslandi (Hawaiian monk seal), 8282 nucleotides. RefSeq names its product paternally expressed 3 (gene PEG3). Bases 294 to 4679 code for a protein of 1461 amino acids. The transcript is spliced from 8 exons. Gene Ontology annotation, biological process: negative regulation of transcription by RNA polymerase II. The record is from RefSeq and is a predicted model, not a curated record. Lineage: Eukaryota; Metazoa; Chordata; Mammalia; Carnivora; Phocidae. Gene Ontology annotation, molecular function: DNA-binding transcription repressor activity, RNA polymerase II-specific.